Messenger RNA from Protobothrops mucrosquamatus (brown spotted pit viper), 1933 nucleotides. RefSeq names its product Scm polycomb group protein homolog 1 (gene SCMH1). Gene Ontology annotation, biological process: regulation of DNA-templated transcription. Bases 37 to 1917 code for a protein of 626 amino acids. The transcript has 11 exons. NCBI's taxonomy places the organism in Eukaryota, Metazoa, Chordata, Lepidosauria, Squamata, Viperidae. Gene Ontology annotation, cellular component: nucleus. Gene Ontology annotation, molecular function: protein binding. The record is from RefSeq and is a predicted model, not a curated record.
UCUUAUACCCCGCCUAGCAAUGAAUUCAAGAUCGGCAUGAAGUUAGAAGCCCAAGAUCCCAGAAACACCACGUCAACUUGUAUCGCCACUGUGGUGGGGCUGACAGGUGCCCGUCUCCGAUUACGCCUUGAUGGCAGCGACAACAAGAAUGACUUCUGGCGUCUGGUAGAUUCUGCAGAAAUCCAGCCCAUUGGCAACUGUGAAAAAAAUGGCGGGAUGCUCCAGCCUCCUUUAGGUUUUCGUCUGAAUGCUUCCUCUUGGCCUAUGUUUCUUCUGAAGACUCUGAAUGGAGCAGAAAUGGCUCCCAUUCGAAUUUUCCAUAAGGAGCCACCGUCUCCAUCCCAGAAUUUCUUUAAGAUGGGAAUGAAACUUGAGGCUGUAGACAGGAAGAACCCGCAUUUCAUCUGCCCAGCCACCAUUGGUGAGGUACGGGGUUCUGAAGUCCUUAUCACUUUUGAUGGCUGGAGGGGAGCCUUUGAUUACUGGUGCCGCUAUGAUUCUCGUGACAUCUUUCCUGUUGGCUGGUGCUCAUUGACUGGUGACAAUUUACAGCCCCCUGGAACAAAAGUAGUCAUUCCAAAGACCCCAUUCCCUGCCCCUGAUGUGAUUUCUGAAAAAAGCACCAUACACAACAGCACAAAGAGUAUCCUGGAACAUCUGCCUGGACAAAGAGGACGCAAACCUGGUCGUAAAAGAGGCCGGACACCCAAGGUGCUGACCAGCCAUCCCAACCCCAACCUUUCCAAGGCAGUGGAGCCUUUAAAAUUCCCCAAAAAGAGGGGGCCAAAGCCUGGUGGAAAGAGAAAGCCGCGAACGUUACUAAACCCAGCACCCACUUCCCCUACAACUAGCACUCCUGAGCCUGACACAAGUACGGUACCACAAGAUGCAGCUACUAUUCCCAGUUCUGCUAUGCAGGCCCCUACAGUUUGCAUCUACUUGAAUAAAAACUGUAGCCCUGGCCCUCAUCUGGACAAAAAGAAAAUCCAGCAAUUGCCUGACCAUUUUGGUCCAGCUCGAGCGUCCGUAGUCCUGCAGCAAGCAGUCCAAGCUUGCAUUGACUGUGCUUACCACCAGAAAACUGUCUUCUCAUUUCUUAAGCAAGGCCAUGGAGGAGAGAUUAUUUCAGCUGUGUUUGAUCAUGAGCAGCACACUCUAAACUUACCAGCAGUGAAUAGCAUUACUUACGUCCUCCGUUUCCUUGAGAAACUGUGCCACAACCUGCGAAGUGACAACCUCUUUGGGAACCAGCCCUUCACUCAGCACCACAUGCAUCAUUCCAGAGAAUAUGACCAUGACAAAUACCUGCCAGACAGGAGCAUUUCGUUACACGGCUCUCUGCAGGGACCAGCCCGGGGUACAAAGAGGUAUUCCCAAGAUUUCCCUCCAUAUAGCGCUCCUCUGUCCCCCAAGUUACCAAAGAAUGACCAUCACCCUUUGGAAGGUGAAACCUUUGUCUUGAAUGACAGUCUCCCUGCUCCUCUGGAGCCUCGCUUGGACCCGAUCGACUCAGCCUUGAAUGCCGUUAGCGUGUCUAGCCCCAUCCGGAACUCAAGGGACUUCCGACUGCAGGGAUACCGACACCUUCAUCAGCCGUCCAGCCUCACUCAGUGCAGCGCUACUGCUGGGCAUAGACUGGGUGCUGGGGGCUCUGACAGAUACCUGAGUUCUCGAGACACUUCACGGUCGGGCACCCGGGAUCCCUCGGCCUGGACAGUAGAAGAUGUCAUGCAGUUUGUAAGAGACGCUGACCCCCAGCUGGGACCCCAUGCAGAUCUCUUCCGGAAACACGAGAUUGAUGGCAAGGCCUUACUCUUGUUGCGUAAUGACAUGAUGAUGAAGUACAUGGGCUUGAAACUGGGGCCGGCGCUGAAACUCACCUACCACAUUGAUAAGUUGAAACAGGGCAAGUUCUGAAAAAGACUCCUCUUGG